Molecule: messenger RNA, 3288 nt
Organism: Rhinichthys klamathensis goyatoka
Lineage: Eukaryota; Metazoa; Chordata; Actinopteri; Cypriniformes; Leuciscidae
Gene: fzd3b
Product: frizzled class receptor 3b
Exons: 7
Coding region: 589-2682 (697 amino acids)
Biological process (GO): non-canonical Wnt signaling pathway; canonical Wnt signaling pathway
Cellular component (GO): plasma membrane
Molecular function (GO): Wnt receptor activity; Wnt-protein binding
Source: RefSeq, a predicted model, not a curated record
GUCUCGUUGGAAACAGCUGAAGGUGGGGCGAAUCGGGAGUUUCGUUGCGAUUGUGAAUAUGCAAAGCCACCGGGCAGCCGUCCGUGACGCUCUUCAUGUGCUCGUUUCGGGUAGUUUACGAUUUUUGUAUCCAUCAGCGUCUCAAUGCAAAUAAGCAGCCGGAGCGAGUGUUUUCAUGCGGUGUGAGUGUCUGAGUGAAACUGCAGCACGGACUUCAGUGUGUUGCAUGAUUGUAGGUGCUGAAAUCAAACCUGCAGCGUAAAUCUACACCGAGAGACACGCUGUAUAGUGUCAUAUGGAGAAAACCAGAUGAUCUUUGCCAGGGAAAGGUAUCCAGUAGCAGUUGUCGUAGCCACAUCCUAGAGCCCCGUUUGAAGGAUCCAUUGAAGACCACCCUGACCAAAGACAGUUUCUCAUUCAUUCUGUAGUCUUGUAUGCAUGUGAGAGGAUGCAUAAGACUGCGGAGGGGUCUGAUCAAAGCGUGCACUGACCCCAGACGCCGGUCAACAGACGGGUAUCCAUGAGGACCAUCUGACAGAACAGGAAGAGCAUGGAAGCAGUCGAUCGUAGCGGUUUACCUUACACACUAUGGGUGUGGCGGAUCCCUGCGUAGAGAAGAAACCCUUGUGCUCGUGUUCCUGCCAUUCAAACAUGGAUUCACCUUCCCGAGGGAUGUGGCUCUUCGGGGCUCUGCUGCUCUUGUCCCUGUUCACGAGCAGCCUGGGCAUCCACAUGGACUCGGCGGUGGGCGCUCACAGCAUGUUCACCUGCGAGUCGAUCGGUCUGCGUAUGUGCCAGGAUCUACCCUACAACACCACCUUCAUGCCCAACCUCCUGAACCACUACGACCAGCAGACGGCCGCGCUGGCCAUGGAGCCCUUCCACCCCAUGGUGAACCUGCAGUGCUCUCCAGACCUCCGGCCGUUCCUGUGCGCCCUGUAUGCCCCCGUGUGUAUGGAGUACGGACGGGUGUCUUUGCCCUGCCGGAGCCUGUGUGACCAUGCCAAGAGAGACUGCCAGAAGCUCAUGGAUAUGUUUGGAGUCACCUGGCCGGAAGAGAUGGACUGCAGCAGGUUCCCGGACUGUGACGAGUCUUACCCUCGCGCUGUGGAUCUGCUGGUGAACGAGGAGCCCACUGACCAGUCGCCCAUGUCGGUGCAGCGUGACUAUGGUUUCUGGUGCCCCCGCGAGCUCAAAGUGGAACCCGAGCUCGGCUACACCUUUCUAGGUGUGCGCGACUGCUCCCCUCCCUGUCCCAACAUGUAUUUCCGGCGCGAAGAGCUCACCUUCGCCCGCUACUUCAUUGGCGUCGUCUCCAUCGUCUGCCUCUCCGCUACGCUCUUCACCUUCCUCACCUUCCUCAUCGACGUUACACGCUUCCGCUACCCGGAGCGGCCCAUCAUCUUCUACGCUGUCUGCUACAUGAUGGUGUCGUUGGUGUUUUUCAUAGGCUUCCUGUUGGAGGACCGCGUGGCGUGUAACGCGGCCAAUCCUGCCCAGUUUAAAACAUCCACAGUGACUCAAGGCUCGCAUAACAAGGCCUGCACACUGCUUUUUAUGGUGUUGUACUUCUUCACCAUGGCAGGCAGUGUGUGGUGGGUCAUUCUUACCAUAACCUGGUUCUUGGCCGCUGUGCCCAAAUGGGGCAGCGAAGCCAUCGAGAAGAAGGCCUUGCUCUUCCACGCCAGCGCGUGGGGAAUACCUGGCAUGCUAACCAUAACCCUGCUGGCUCUGAAUAAAAUCGAGGGCGACAACAUCAGCGGCGUGUGUUUCGUGGGCCUAUAUGACGUUCACACUCUUCGCUGGUUUGUGCUGGCGCCGCUGUGUCUGGAUGUCCUGGUGGGAGUUUCGCUGCUGCUGGCCGGGAUCGUAGCGCUCAACAGAGUCCGGAUGGAAAUUCCCCUGGAGAAGGAGAAUCAGGACAAGCUGGUGAAGUUUAUGAUCCGGAUCGGCGUGUUCUCAGUGCUGUAUCUGGUGCCGCUGCUGACCGUGGUGGGGUGUUACCUGUACGAGCAGACGUACCGCGCCGUUUGGGAGAUCACAUGGGUGCAGGAGCGCUGCAGAGAGUACCACAUACCCUGCCCUUUCCAGGUGGAGAAAACCAGCAGGCCUGACCUCGUCCUGUUCCUGAUGAAGUACCUGAUGGUGCUGGUGGUGGGCAUCCCGUCCGUGUUCUGGGUGGGCAGUAAGAAGACCUGUUUCGAGUGGGCCGGCUUCUUCCACGGGCGUAGGCGUAAAGACAGCGGCGCAGUGAACGAGAGCCGGCAGGUUCUGCAGGAGCCCGACUUUGCUCAGUCUCUGCUGCGUGACCCCAACACACCCAUCAUCCGCAAGUCCCGCGGGACCUCCACUCAGGGCACGUCCACCCACGCCUCCUCCACACACCUGGCCAUGCUGGACGACGUGCGGAGCAAAGCCAGCAGCGUCCACAGCAAGAUCAGCAGCUACCAUGACAGAGACGGCAGGUUCACCCCCACCAGCCACAGAGGCAUGGAGGAACGCCCGGCGUACGGGAGCAUGCCUCGACUCAACGAGCAGCUGUCCCAUCACGGAAGCCUUCAUCGCCUCGACAGCCAACCCAGACACGGCAGCUUGCGGGACCUGAGCAACGCACCGGCCACUAGCAUAACGCACGGAUCCAGUAUGAACCGCGUGGUGGAGGAGGACGGGGCAAGUGCGUAACCCAGAGACCUGUCCUCAGAUUUGAGCCUCCAACUGAAACGAGAGGCGUAUAUCUGUUGGCGCGGGAGAGUCCCUGUCCCGUGGGAGCCUGGGAAGCUGUUGACGGACAGACAUGUGCUUUGGCAGCAGCAGGGGAAUCUGAAACUUGAUGCAUGCGCGUUGACAGAGCCGUCCUCAGGAUUUGGCCCAUCGGCGGCGCACCUGAGUAACAAGAUAUGUUUUCUUUGAUACUGUGAAGUUCUGUUGGAUGAAGUUUACUGCAUGUUUCGCAGCGUCAGGAUGAAGCAGGACCGGCCGAGGGGAUAUUUCCCAUUACAUCCAUCGCACAACCUCGUUUAAAGAGUUAAUGGAUCAACGACGCUUGAAGACUGAUGAUAUCAGGUUUCAGACCCUUGCCGAUUCAGAGAGAGGGAGUAUCAGUGGUUUUGUUUCUCGUGGGUAGUUUGGUUGAGAAGGAUCGCAUGGAGAAACGAUGUACCAGAAUCCUCCCCCAACACCUGAUGUGCUUUGUCCCAGCCGCUCUACCUCAUCACACCGGAUCGCUCAUUACACUUGAUAUCGCUUCACUCGUCACAUUACAGAGUUCAAAUGGAUUGAAAGCGGCGA